Molecule: messenger RNA, 1327 nt
Organism: Nerophis lumbriciformis (worm pipefish)
Lineage: Eukaryota; Metazoa; Chordata; Actinopteri; Syngnathiformes; Syngnathidae
Gene: twist3
Product: twist3
Biological process (GO): regulation of transcription by RNA polymerase II; developmental process
Molecular function (GO): RNA polymerase II transcription regulatory region sequence-specific DNA binding; DNA-binding transcription factor activity, RNA polymerase II-specific; protein dimerization activity
Source: RefSeq, a predicted model, not a curated record
GGGUUUGUUGUUGUUCUGGCGACCGGCUGGGGAAACCAAAGAACCUGGAAGCAAGGACGGCCAUGGAGUCGUAGGCUGGUGCGCUGAGAAGAUGAGAGAAGAGGUGUCCUGCGCCAACUCCCCCGAAGGAGGCCUGGGGGCCAGCGAGGAAGAACUGGAGAGGAGCUCCAAGAAGAGUCUGCAGGCGGCCCACAGAAAACGCUCCCCUCACCUCAAGAAGGACAAUCAGACGGACCAGAGCGCCGCCGGCAGUCCCCAGCUGGGCCCCAAGAGGGUGAAGAAGAGCCCGCCGCCCGCGGUGAGCCUGGCCCCCGUCGGCUCCCUGGGCCCCAGGCCCGAGCAGCCCUUCGAGGACCUCCACUCCCAGCGGGUCAUCGCCAACGUACGGGAGCGCCAGCGCACGCAGUCGCUCAACGACGCCUUCGCCUCGCUGCGCAAGAUCAUCCCCACGCUGCCCUCGGACAAGCUGAGUAAGAUCCAGAUCCUCAAGCUGGCGUCGCGCUACAUCGACUUCCUCUACCAGGUGCUGCAGAGCGACGAGAUGGACGCUAAGCUGGCCAGCUGCAACUACCUGGCUCACGAGCGGCUGAGCUACGCCUUCUCCGUCUGGAGGAUGGAGGGCGCCUGGGCCAUGUCCGCCAGCCACUAGGGCCCCCACCUCCUCCUGUCCGCCAGCCACUAGGACCCCCACCUCCUCCUGUCUACCAGCCAUUAGGACCCCCACCUCCUCCUGUUCACCAGCCACUAGGACCCCCACCUCCUCCUGUCCACCAUGUCUCUUUGUCUCUUAUUCCUCUCCUCUUUCCUUUCCUUCAAUUGGUGCAACACCACCGCUCACCCUCAGAACGCCAACAAAUGGAAAAUUGUCGACGAAAAGUCCUCUCUCCCACUGACACUUUUCCACGGACACGCUGGUGACAGCGAGACGUGGAAGUGGACUCUUGACGGCGAACAAUGGCCCCGAGGAGACGCGGGCGAGGGACCAAGAAGGCGGACGGACGCAGCCAAUGAAUGUUUUUCUUUCUUGUUUAUAUAAUAAGCUGGGUCACGUGACCCCCCCCCCCCCCCCCCCCCCCCAGAGGCCCAAUCACACGCUUCUUUCGUGGAUAAAUGGACUACGGCACGGCCAAUGGCGACGCUUUGCGGGAAAGGAACCGUCUUCUUCUCACGCUUUCAACUCUUAUUUUGUAAAGGAAAAAAAAGAAAAGUGUGACAAAUUGGGAUCUCAGCCACGUUGAAAAGAUUAUUUUGUGCAGAAAUGAUCUUUGAUUGUUUGUAUAGUUUGUUUGUGUAUUUGUUGUGUCAACUCCUGUGGACAAUAAACUUU